This is a messenger RNA of Marchantia polymorpha subsp. ruderalis, 1128 nucleotides long. Lineage: Eukaryota; Viridiplantae; Streptophyta; Marchantiopsida; Marchantiales; Marchantiaceae. The record is from the annotation of a GenBank genome assembly.
GUUGAAGAAGACGCAGAGAUUCUGCUGUCCACUGAGGGAGAUACGAAGAGAGUGAGUGAGCUCGAUUGAACUGGCAAGCGAGAUCGGUCGAACAGUUUGAGCGAAGAUGGCAACCGCAGCUAUGGUGAGGGCCGGUGGGUUGCUGUCCCUUCAGCAAACUGCCACGAAGAAUGUGGUGCGCAGCUCGUUCGUGGGCUCCGCUGCCCCUCUGAGGUUCAGGUCUGCCUCCAGCUCCGUGAGCGUCCGCCCCAUGAGCAUUCGCGCAGGAGCCACCACCGAGGGCAAGUACCAAGUCGUCGAGCCCUUGAACGGAGACCCCUUCGUCGGAGGACUUGAGACCCCAGUGACCUCAUCGCCAUUGAUCGCGUGGUACCUGUCGAACCUGCCCGCCUACAGAACCGCCGUGUCGCCACUUCUGAGAGGUGUGGAGGUCGGUCUCGCUCACGGAUUCCUCCUCGUCGGGCCUUUCGUCAAGACCGGACCCCUCCGCAACACAGACAUUGCAGGACCCGCAGGAUCCUUCGCCGCUGCCGGUUUGGUCGUCAUCCUCUCGGUGUGCCUGACCAUGUACGGUAUCGCCCAGUUCAAGGAAGGAGCUGCCUCCAUCGCCCCGAGCUUGACCCUGAGCGGAAGGAAGAAGGAGGCCGACAAGCUCCAGACCGCCCAGGGAUGGGCUAGCUUCUCAGGAGGAUUCUUCUUCGGUGGCUUGUCCGGUGUCUACUGGGCUUACUUCCUCCUCUACGUCGUCAACCUGCCAUACUUCGUUAAGUAAGUUGAGACAGAUCUCUCUUGACGAGCAAGCUCGAAGUGCUGACGGGAUCCGUUGGCUUCUGAUGGUCCGUGAUCUCGAGGCCGUCCCUUGUACUGAUAAUUUCCUCUAAAUUGCACUUUGUACACAUGUUUUUUCCUGGGCUAGAGAUUCUCCUGGACGGUCAGGCGCUAGUGUUCUGUGAAUGUUGUAAGGGAUAUUCAAACGUCGUCUUUGAUGACAAAGGGGAGAAAACUUUCCUCUUAGCCUCCUGUUCAGCUGAUCCAGGACCCUAUUCGUCGAAUUUAACUUCAAUGUGCCUUGAUCUGAUUCGUACUCCAGUAAAUUGGCAACUAUCACUUGAGCAUAGUUUUAAACUG